Molecule: messenger RNA, 2640 nt
Organism: Rotaria sp. Silwood2
Lineage: Eukaryota; Metazoa; Rotifera; Eurotatoria; Philodinida; Philodinidae
Source: the annotation of a GenBank genome assembly
AUGACAAAAAGUCCAAGCGAAAUUGUCAAGGACGAACAACUGUAUGCUACAAUGGGUAAUUCAGAAAACUCUUCGAAUCAGUAUGGAGAUUUUAAGCAGAUUCAUGUUGCUAUAUCAACUGAAUUGGCAAAAGAACGUGAGCAAUUUCCUGCACAUUUUCCUAAACCAAUUCACGUAUUAUUACCAGUUGAUGCUCGUAUAUCAGAUCAAUGGCAAGAACGGUUACAACAGGCAAAGAAAUACUACAAUCCUGAGAAUAUAGUUCUUUUUCCUUACUAUACUAAAAAUUCACAUUGGAUUGGAGUAAUAUUAAGAUUUAACAUUAAUGGACAAUUAGAACGGGCUGAAUAUAUUGAUCCAGUGGUGAAGUCGAAUUUUAAUCCGACGAAGUUGCAGAUGGAAUUUUCUGAACUUUUUUCAGGUGUUGUUUUAAAGUCAAUGACUCUUCAAACACAUUCUGAUCCAAAAUAUAGUGCAGAACUAACGAUUAGAAAUUUACUAAACGCAAUUAAAGAAACUCAUUCUACGAAUGUAACAAGCCAGAGUAUCAAUAACAUGCGUGAGAAAAAACUGGAUGAUCAUAAUACAAUUACGAGUGCUCGUUCGAUCAAUGAAGAACGAAAACUUUCAGCAUCAGCUAUACCACAAGGUAAUAUUCUAGAACAGCCCUAUGAACAGCAUUUUUUAAAUAGCGAAUCAGCAAAUAUGAAAUUUCAGAGUAGAUCUGAUCCAACAGUGAAAGUAUCAUCGAUAAUACAACCGAUAUAUCCGAAUGAAACAUGCAAUGCUAAUGAUGAUGCCAACACACACCAAAGAACUUUUGGGCAAUUAGCUGAAGUCGAAAAUGUAGCAGACCAUAGUCAGAGUAGAGAGUCAGAUGCUUCCGUUCUAGAGAAAGAAAAACAAUUAAGAUUUAAAUUGUGUGAAGCACCAAGUAGUCAACUCGAAAAAAGUUUAUCCAAGAACGACAUAUCUAGUGAAGAAGAGCCGCUUAAACAAAUAACACCGAGGAAAGAAUUAAUUCAAUCACCCGAAAAUGAAGAAAGAUACAUUAUUGCACAGAAAACAAAAGCUUCGUUAUUGGAACUUGAACAAAGUCAGUUGUUAGUAGAACAAGUUAAUGCUCUAACAUCUUCGCAUGAGAAUGUUGAGUGUGAAGGCAUUACGGAUCAUAUGAGUGCAACCGAUCUCAUGAACAAUAAACUCAAAGAUGUCGAAUCAAAAACAGAAUUUGAGAUUGAUAAGGAACAAGUUGAAGAAUAUCUUAUCACGGAAGAAUAUUUAAUUAACAUGUGGAAUGAUUCUAGUCAAUUGCCACCAUGUUCUGAGAAAUACAUUAUUAGUCUAUUAUUCUAUAUUUCUCUUAAAUUAGCCAAUAAAACAAUGAUUUCACGUUGUAAAAUCAAAGUACCAAAUGAGAUUGAGCAGGAAAUUAUGAAAGAAUUUGAUUGUUUGAAAGAAAUGUUGAGGAUAGAAGAAUUACAAUCGGGAGAGUUUCAUAAUAUAAUCGAAAGAUGCAGCGUCUACUUACGAAAUGAAAGCUGGAAAAAUGCUUUUACUGACUUAAGAAAAUUAUUGAAGGAAGUACGUCCAUUAGAUAUACAAGAAUUGAUUAGACUUAUCGCGAAAGUCAAUGAUGCAGCAAAGUUAAUCAAGGACAAAGAAAUUAUUCUUUUUUUGGGAGGAACUGGAACAGGUAAAUCUACAACUAUUCAUUUUCUUGGUGGAUCUAAAAUGGCUAAAACAAAUGUGCAAGGAAUGAAUCAUAUCGCUCCCAUCGAAAUCAAGAACCUGGAUCUGAGAAAGAUAACAACUGCACCAUUUGCGAGAUCUGAAACUCGAUACAUUUCUCCUGUAACAGUAAAUUAUAAAGAUAUUGGUGGAAAUAGUGAUGGUAGUAUUAUUCUAUGCGAUAGUCCCGGAUUCGAAGAUACCCAUGGUCCAGAAGUAGAUAUUGCAAAUGGGAUAGGUAUAGUUAGAGCAAUAAAAACAUGUAAAAGUGUAAGGCCAGUUGUUUUGAUUAGUUACAAGAGCAUUGGUGAUAGAUGCACUGGUGUGAAGGAUCUAGCUCAUAUGUUAGUAGGAUUGAUUCCAGGAAUUAAAAAUGAUGAUUAUAUGCAAACUUUUUUCUAUUUAUUUACCAAAUUUCCUACUAACGAGAAAUCUACAAUAAAUGCAUUAUUGAAAAAUGUCCAAGAUAAUUUAAAAGAAGAAGAAAAAUCGGAUAGUAGUUUCACCAGUUUCUUGAAAGAUAUGACACGUAAAACUAGAAAGAAAGUACGGGUCAUAGAUCCGAUCAAUGAUGAUCCUUUAGAAAUUCUCGAAGAACUUGCUGAAUCUGAAGCGAUUACAUAUCCAGAAGAAGUUUUUCAUUUUUUUAUCACAGAAAAAUCAAAAAGUAUUCUACGAGAGCAAGUAAGAAAACAUCAAAUUAGUAUCAGAUCUGCAACAAAACGUUCUGAUUAUUUAUUUAUACAAUAUAAACUUGAUCAAUUGAAAAAUUUAAAUGAUCUACUACAUCAAGAUGAUAUUGAACAAAGGAGGAGUGGCGUUAAGGCCACUUUUCGGCCCAAAAUAUUUUCAAGAAAUAACUAUAUGACAGUUACGAGGUCCAUAUGGGCUACAAAUAUCACAGGGUAA